CCGGAGAGAGUAACACUGCCGCUGCUACUUCCCAGAGUCUGAACUCAAAGAAUGGCUGUUCCGCUGCUUCUUAGAGGCGUACCGCUCCUCCUCCGUCUCCGACGGCCGCACCACGGAUUGGCAGCCGGUCUCUUCGUGCCGCCGUGCCAACCGCACUGCACUGCCGCCGAGCCGUCUAAGCCAGAUGAGAAUGGAUCCUCUGCGAAGCAGACUACGGAUGCCCUGAGCAGCAGGGACCCGCCCCAGUACCCUAGGUGGAACCAUCCUGAUUUCCGCGAGUGGAAAGAUAGGGAAGCUGAGAUCCUUCUAGAUAUCAAGCCUAUCACUUUACUUGUAAAGGAGAUUCUUCACUCCAAGAGGUAUUGGGCUGGGGAACGCCUAACAGCUGAAGAUGAGAAAGCUGUGGUAGAGAAGCUUCUUGCGUAUCAUCCACAUUCAGAGGAUAAAAUUGGAUGUGGACUUGACUCUAUUGUGGUUGGUCGGCAUCCUCAGUUUAGGUACUCAAGAUGCCUGUUUGUUGUGAGAACUGAUGGCGGAUUGAUAGAUUUCUCCUACCAGAAGUGUCUUCAAGCAUACAUCCGAGAGAAGUACCCAUCCGAUGCAGACAGUUUUAUCUGCGAACAUUUUAACCGUGGUGUCUCCCUCAGCUAGGGCUGUGUUGGUCGAGUACUGCAGACCGUGGGUUACCUGCAACAUACUGCCUGGAUAGAUCUACCAAUUUUCAGUGUGGUCAUUGAUCCUUGACUGGCACUUCCAUUUCCAUGUCUGAGCUGGGACAAAGAAAAUGAUCCAAGUUAACAUCAAUUUUGUUGACUUGCUACUCUAUUUUCAUUGGAUUCGCAUAUGUUUCUGAAAUUUUCUGUAUCGACGAGCAUUUUUUUUUCCCCUACAAGUCCGAGAAUAAGCCAACCUUUGAGAGGUUAGCAAAA
This is a messenger RNA of Malania oleifera, 929 nucleotides long. Its product is annotated as protein DCL homolog, chloroplastic. The record is from RefSeq and is a predicted model, not a curated record. Gene Ontology annotation, cellular component: chloroplast. Gene Ontology annotation, biological process: chloroplast organization; chloroplast rRNA processing. Lineage: Eukaryota; Viridiplantae; Streptophyta; Magnoliopsida; Santalales; Ximeniaceae. The coding region runs from base 52 to 651 and encodes 199 amino acids. The transcript is spliced from 3 exons.